Molecule: messenger RNA, 759 nt
Organism: Vicia villosa (hairy vetch)
Lineage: Eukaryota; Viridiplantae; Streptophyta; Magnoliopsida; Fabales; Fabaceae
Product: protein neprosin-like
Exons: 5
Coding region: 1-759 (252 amino acids)
Source: RefSeq, a predicted model, not a curated record
AUGUAUAAUUACUUUAUAAUAUAUGCAGAAGUCAUCACAUUAGAAGAUGAUGAAAAGAGUUAUUAUGGAGUUGCUGGAACAAAUAGUGUUUAUAAUUUUAAGGUAAACAAAGAUCAAUCAAGUUCUUCUGUGAUGUUUGUUCGAGAUGGACCUGAGAGCAUAAAUUAUAUCGGAAUGGGAUGGCAUGUGGCUCCACAAUUAUACAAUGACGAUGAAACUCAUUUUUAUGUCGUAUGGACGACAGACAACUUCAAGAAUACAGGAUGCUUCAAUUUACUAUGUCCAGGAUUUGUUCAAACUAGCCAAGCAAAUUACCUUGGUGGUCAAUUUUCGAAUACAUCAAUCCAUGGUGGACCUAUUAUAGAAAUAACAAUGUCUAUUAGUCAGGAUCCUAAAACAAAAAAUUGGUGGAUAAGUAAUGAAUAUGAAAAUCUUGGAUAUUUUCCGCCGUCUUUGUUCUCAAACUUGUAUUCUGCUGGUCAAGUAGGAUGGGGUGGUAGAACAUCAACUUCUCCAGGUGCUCCUAGUCCUCCAAUGGGUUCUGGAUUAUUCCCUGAUAAUAAUUAUUAUCAUGCAGCAUAUUUUAUAAAUGUUUCACAUCAGAAUGACUCCACAACAAGUUAUGGACCCGAAUGGUAUUUAACAGAGUCAUACUUUGAUAAACCUGAUUGCUUUUCUGCUGAAUACUAUGGAAAACAAGAUCGAGAGGUUGGAUUUUCUCUCCAAUAUGGAGGGGUAGGGGGUAAUUGUGGUGAUUAA